Somion occarium is the source of this 1523-nucleotide messenger RNA. The record is from the annotation of a GenBank genome assembly. Lineage: Eukaryota; Fungi; Basidiomycota; Agaricomycetes; Polyporales; Cerrenaceae.
AAAUAUGUAGGUACCAGCAGUGGUGUGCUGGCUUUCUCUUCCUUCCUUGGAAUCAGGACGAGAUCGUCGUUGGGCUCCGAGUUCAUACUUUCUUGUCUUGAUUCAACCUCUUAACCUUCCGUCUACCUUGCCCUUGCUGAAACAUCAUGGUCGAUUGGACUUCACCUGAGGCGUUGGCUCUUCAAGCUGCUGCUUUCUUGAAGCUCAACCAUGCUCUUGCAGGCAUUUACUUCUGGGAGUUCGCCACCUCGUUGGACUUUGAUUGGGCCUUUAUUUCUGGCAAGAAGAAGUUCCACUGGCCGAUGAUCUUUUACUUCCUUGGCAGAUACUUCCUAUUCUUUGCCCUCAUCGGAAUCCUCAUCGCUCUGGACACAACAACGAAAAUUAACUGUCAAGCGCUCUACACGUUCAAUCAGCUGGCAGGAAACGCCUCAGCGGGACUUGCCAGUAUCAAUCUGGCGCUCCGCACAAUGGUACUCUGGAAUAAUAGCAUGUACAUCGUUAUACCACUGGUCGCCGUUAUUCUUGGUCACUGGUCGCUUAUAUUACAAGGUGUACUCCUUGAAGCAGCUUGGGUUGAUGGUCAAGGUUGUGUUAUCACGCAAACUAAUAAUACCAUACUGGCGGCAACGUUCAUCUAUUCGAUGUGCUUCGAUCUGUUCGUGUUGGUACUCUCUGCAGCAAAACUCCUCAGCCGUCGAGGCUCAUCUCAGCUUGUGACUUUGCUUUUCAAAGAUGGCUUGGUUUACUUCAUCAUCGCAUUUGUGUCCAAUCUUAUUGCCACCAUAUUCAUGUGUAUGAGCCUAAAUGCUAUUAUGAGCGUAAUCUUCAAUGUCCCAGCAGUCGUUGCAUCAACAAUUGUUGCCAGCCGUGCUGUUCGGCGUCUGUCGAAUUGGUCAAGUAGUGGUGUUGAAGUCUAUUCUGCAGCCAGUGGGUCCAGGAAUGGUCCUACUACAUCUCACAGUCGGACUGCUCCACCUACUCUCUUUACUCGUUCCAAGCCGGGUGAAACUAGCGUGCAUGUUCAGAUGGAGACGUUCCGAGACAAUGCCAGUGUCAAUGUGCAAAAGGCUCACGAUGCCGAACUUUCUGACAUUGAGAGCAACACGGAGUACAAACCUCAGUCAAUGUAAACCCCCCGAAAAGACCUUGCUGUUAUCGAUGUCCACAUAGAUGUAGAUAAUAGAUGUUGUACGUCCGUUACCUCUUUCCUAUCGGAUUGCUUCGUGCGUUGUCUGAUUAUGGUCUUGAAGGCAUUCGUCCAUGGUGCUCCACUGAUAUACCCCACGCUCUUUUUCAUACCCUACAUUCUUUUGCAUGUUGCUAUCAUAUCUUUUGUUAUAGCCAGCGUUGUCGUUAGUGCUGCAUAGUCCCUGACUUUCAUCUCGUUGGAUAUGAUGGAACUGGUCUCAGCGAAGCCGGUGUCCUCUUUAGUAAAAUAUGUACUUUAUAAUCCAUACGAGGUCAAUGUGAUCGUUUAUUCUUGUAAGCUGCAUGAUACCGUAUGGUGGUUGACUAGAGCC